This is a messenger RNA of Hepatospora eriocheir, 969 nucleotides long. NCBI's taxonomy places the organism in Eukaryota, Fungi, Microsporidia, Hepatosporidae. The record is from the annotation of a GenBank genome assembly.
AUGAAACUAGAAUUUUAUUUUCCAAUUUUAAUAGGAUGUACUUAUCAAGAAAGUUCUGAUACAUUAAGUGAAGAAGUAAAUGUUAUAGAAAAUACCCAAUCAGAUAUAUAUAACAAAUAUGCAGAUACUCUAAUAAAUAUUCAUUAUAAUAAUAAAGAGUUUAUUGAAUUAAAAAUGUUAAUUGAUGAACACAAAGAAAAUGUUGAAGAAUUUUUUAAAUCUAUCAAUCAAAGAUUUAAAGGAAAUAAAUUAGAAAAUGAUGUUGAGAUUUCUGAAAAAGGUUUAAUUUUGAUUUAUAGGAAUUUUAUUUGUAAUCGUUUGGAGACUAGAUCUAAUUAUAGGCUUUUUUUACACUUAUUUAAGACUAUUAUAGAAAUUUCUAUAAAAAAGGUGGAAAAACAAUUCUUAAAACUUAUUAAAAUCAAUGAAAAGGUAGAUAUGAAAGUAUUUUUAAAUAAUGUUAUAGUGAAAAUAAUGGAACAUGAAAGAAUAUUACCUUAUUUAUUAGAUUUAAAGAAUUUAUUUCAAGAUUUAACAAUUAUUAAUAUGUUUAAUGAAUGUGAUGAAGAUUUGGUAUUUGUUUAUGAUUUAAUACGUCAUUCUUUUGAAAAUAAGGUAGAAGAACAUCAAGAUGUUGUGUCUCAUAAUAAUAUUAAAAGAUCAAUCAUAUCAAAAUAUUCAGAAAUAAAUCCUGAUAUUGCAGUUGCAUUAGCUAAUUUAAUUUAUGAUUCUUUCAUUGCGUUUAAAAAUGUUUUAUUGUGUUAUGAAAGUUAUGACGAACGUCAGAAAAUAAUAAUGAAAAGAUGUAUUGAAGCUGAUAAAUUGCUCACAAGUUAUAAAUUAUUAAAAAAUGUUACAAAGGAUGAAGAAAAGAAAUUCAUAACAUUUACUGAAGGAUUAAAAGCUCUUUUUGAAAAAAAAGAAGUAGAUUUUCUUUUUAGGAAUUAUUCUUUAGAAGAAAAUAAUUAA